ACAAGGUUUGGAUGAACAUCUGGGCAUUACAUCAUGAUGAGAAGUACUUUGAUGAGCCGUAUGAGUUCAAAGUGGAAAGAUUCUUGGAUGAUGAUGGAAACUUGCUUCCAGGAAAUGAAAGAAAAUCAUUUCUACCAUUUGGAGUUGGUAAGCGAGAGUGUUUAGGAGAAGCAAUGGCCAAAGUGAGAAUGUUCCUGUUUGUCACUAGUCUACUACAAAGACUGGAGAUUUUCCCUGAAGAUAAAAACAACCCGCCGGAUCCAGACCCAACAAAAUUCACCUACGCAAUAGCAAUUCAACCUGGCCCAUUCAACAUUUUUGUCAAAGACAGGGAAAGUAGAAAAUAAACGCUAUAGCAUGAGACAGGCUUCAGUUAUUCAUGUUUGCAUAAAUAACACCCCACUAUAACAGACAUUCAGAUAUCUACUGAACAUUUUAGAGGUCAUGUCACUUUUACGUGAAAUAUACCUGAGUUCUCCCAAUAUAAGCAGACCUUGAGACUAGAGAGGCUCUAUAUUUGGGCAAGAACGAAGGCAAAUUUCACUUCAUAGUGACAUAGCUGAUGUA
This is a messenger RNA of Owenia fusiformis, 567 nucleotides long. The record is from the annotation of a GenBank genome assembly. Lineage: Eukaryota; Metazoa; Annelida; Polychaeta; Sabellida; Oweniidae.